AUGGUGAGCAAAGAAGACACCAAAAGCAUUGUUCUGUCAAAUUCAGAUGAAUCAGAUUCAGAGACAGGCCCAUCACACAACCUUGAUGCACAGUCUGGACCAGAAUUAGGCAAACAGCAGGUGAAGAAGAGAAACAAGGCCUUACAAGUGCGUUUUAAGGAUAUUUGUGACGCUCAGAAUGAGCAUCGGGGAAAACACUCCAGAUCCAUUUCCUGCAAAGUGACACACAGAAAGUACAUGACCAUGCCUGCCAGACGCUCUAUUCCAAACGUGACUAAGAGUACUGGUGUCCAGACCUCACCGGACCUCACUAAGCAAUACAAGACUUUCCCUUUUGAGAGAAAAAAAGGACAUACAUUUAAACAUACUGCUUUGGUGGAAGAUUAUAAAGGACAAAACAACGGCUUUUUGAGUGACAUAAAGACAGGAGGAAAGGAUGGACAACCUAUCGGGGAGUCCUCCAAGUACAAGGGUAAGAUUGUGGGGCAGACAAAAGCAUUGCUUCACCACACUGAUGACAACAGUGAUACAGAGGAUUUGCUUUCCAGUGCCAACUGUGUGGAUGGACCCUCUUUUCCAGACUCUUCACAUUUCUCAGAAGAGUGCCAUCAGAGCAGCCCUCAUUCCAAAAGAGAAACAGAGUACCAGGUUUGUGGGACAAGGACCAAACACAAAGGAUUACCCAAAGAAGACAUGGAAGCUGGCACUUCCUCAAAGCGCCAGUUGGCUAACUCAGAGUUUUCACAGGACAUGUCAAAGGGCAGGGGCCCUGUUGCGUGGAACUCUUUGACACAGGUGGAGUCUUUAGGAAGCCCGUCUGUGAGCUGCAAACGGAAAAAGGGUCCACAGCUAAACGAACAGCAGUCACAAACACUUCCCCAUAGUGCCAAAUGUGCCGUGCAGUCACAAGGGCAGUGUCGGACAAGGCAUGUGUCAGCCUCCUCUAAACUCCAGCAAACAGUUGGAGGGGAUGAGGGCUUUCCUCCAAGAGACACAGGGGCCCCAGGCAUGCGGAGCAGCCAGCAGAUGAUACCCUUAUCUGGAGACAAGGAUAUCAAAGCACAGCUGCAGGCCAUGGAGAGCCUCAUCAGCUCGAGCCAGGAGACCAUCAAGGUCCUACUUGGAGUUAUUCAGGAGCUGGAGAAAGGUGAAGCGCAGAGAGAGGGUGUUGAGCUGGACUUCAAGCUGCAGGAGGACAAGCUACAGCCCCUGAUUAAGCGACUUUACCCCCUGGACAGCCAACAGUGCCCUGCUCUGCCUUACUCCAAUGAAGUGUUCACAUCCACCCCCAAACGCAAGUCCAAGACAGAGUCCAAAAAGCAUGCUCGUUGGAAGCUAUGGUUCCUUUGA
Molecule: messenger RNA, 1350 nt
Organism: Perca flavescens (yellow perch)
Lineage: Eukaryota; Metazoa; Chordata; Actinopteri; Perciformes; Percidae
Gene: insyn2ab
Product: inhibitory synaptic factor 2Ab
Exons: 2
Coding region: 1-1350 (449 amino acids)
Biological process (GO): inhibitory postsynaptic potential
Cellular component (GO): postsynaptic density
Source: RefSeq, a predicted model, not a curated record